CUAUCGGUCUCCAUCAUUUCUCAGUGGAACAGCGACGCGAAUACAUAGCCACAGCAAACACCUCACUACAUUUUAGCCCAGCACCCCGACACACCGUAGGCGCUGUGAAGAAAACUCGGCAUGGGGGACCAUAUUGCUAUUUUCCUGUUGAUGCUUGCGUCCACGGCAUUGUCUCUUGAGCAUGGCCAAAGAGGCCGUAGAACCCGUAGUAGAGCCAGAACCCGAGCCGGAACCAGAGCUGGAAAUCGAGCCCGUGCAGGAGGCGAGCCGGCCCGCCCUCCUCGACGGGGAGGAGUACGAGGAGUACGACCAGGAGGAGGCCGCCGAGGACAACGACCAGGACGGCGACGGCCAGGAGGACGAGGAGGACGACGAGGAAGAGGAGGAGGACGACGACGACAUCGCCGACGACAGCGAGCCCACCGCCAGCGUCGCCAUGACGACCACCACAACCACCACCACCGAGUCUGUGGAGGAAGUGGUCAAAGAGGUGUGCCUGUCCCAAGCGGAGACGGGCCCGUGCCGCGCCAUGCUGCCCCGCUGGUAUUUCGUGGGCGAGGAGGGCCGCUGUGCCCCCUUCAUCUACGGCGGCUGCGGCGGCAACCGCAACAACUUUGAGUCGGAGGAGUACUGCCUGUCCGUCUGCAGCAGUCUGAUGCCCACUCCCACCCCCGCCACCCCCGAUGCUGUGGACCAUUACCUGGAGCUGCCCGGAGACGAGAACGAGCACGCUCACUUCCAGAAGGCCAAGGAGAGCCUGGAGGCCAAACACAGGGAGAAGAUGAGCCAGGUUAUGAGGGAGUGGGAAGAGGCAGAGAGACAAGCUAAGAGUCUCCCACGUGCAGACAAGAAGGCUGUGAUCCAGCACUACCAGGAGAUGGUGGAGGCCCUGGAGCAGGAGGCGGCGCGCGAGCGUCAGCAGCUGGUGGAGACGCACAUGGCCCGCGUGGAGGCGCUGCUCAACGACCGCCGCCGCAUGGCCCUCGAGAGCUACCUCACCGCCCUGCAGGCCGAGCCCCCCAGGCCACGUCAUGUGUUCAGUCUGCUGAAGAAGUAUGUGCGCGCCGAGCAGAAGGAUCGCCAGCACACGCUCAAACACUUUGAACACGUCCGCAUGGUGGACCCCAAGAAGGCCGCUCAGAUCCGCCCCCAGGUGCUGACCCACCUGCGCGUGAUUGAGGAGCGCAUGAACCAGUCCCUGGGCCUGCUCUACAAAGUACCUGGUGUUGCUGACGAAAUCAAGGACCAAGUCGAGCUUCUCCAGAGGGAGCAGCAGGAGAUGUCUGUGCAGCUGUCCUCGCUGCAGACAGACGUGCGCGUCAGCUACGGUAACGACGCCCUGAUGCCCGACCUGCCCGAGAGCACGGCGCCCCAGGAGACACUGCCCCCAGUGGAGGGAGGACUGCUGGACGGCCUGGGCUUCAUCCACCCCGAGAGCUUCAACCAGGCCAACACACUGAACGAGGUUGAACCUGUCGAUGCUCGUCCCAUGCCAGACAGAGGACUUCCCACACGACCAGGCACAGGGCUGAAGCUGGGAGAGAUUCCUGAGCUUAAGAUGGAGGCUGAGGAGAGGCACAGUGCUGGAUACGUCCACCACCAGAAACUGGUGUUCUUCGCUGAGGAUGUCGGUCCUAACAAAGGUGCCAUCAUUGGUCUGAUGGUGGGAGGGGUUGUCAUAGCGACCAUCAUAGUCAUCACCCUUGUGAUGCUGAGGAAGAAGCAGUACACCUCCAUCCACCAUGGAGUCAUUGAGGUGGACGCUGCGGUCACUCCAGAGGAACGCCACCUGACCAAGAUGCAACAGAACGGCUAUGAGAACCCCACCUACAAGUUCUUUGAGCAGAUGCAGAACUAAGGGGCUGAGAGCCAACCCUCUACAACCCCCAUAUCUCCAACCCCCCACCCCCCCACCCUCCCACCCUCCCUUCUCGCCCCAUUCCCUCAAACUUUCUUCCCGUUCCCUCCAUCCAACCCCACCCCACCCCCCCUCUCUAGUUCUGGACAGUGUAGGAAGGACCCAUUCCCUUAUUCAACACAGCCUGCAGCAUUCACCACUAACAUAAGCAUGAUCCUUCAUGAUUGGUCAGUGACCAUGUACGUCAAAAUACCAGACCCGCCAGCUUUAUUUGGAUUGGGAAGGGCAGUUUUGGCCCUGUAGUCUCCCCCUCCCAUUGGCUGGCCCCAUAGCUCAGCUCAUCCUCCCCCUUUUGGAGGCAGAGCGUGGAAUGCAAAUCUCCAAUAGGUGUUCUAGAAUCAGAACUGCUGGUGUUCCUCCCCCGUGCUGGUCUUCUAUCAGACUUGGGGCAGUUAGAACUGACCCUGAGUCUGUGGGUAGUGUGCGCUGAUGUGUUAGCGUCGGGGUUGAACACUCCCCCAUCUCUACCAGCAGCCAGAUCACACCUGACGGUUGGUUACAGUGAGGCCAGCUCUCCUCUCUGAUAAUCUCUCCAUCAUUCUCUCUCUCUCUCUCUUUCUUUCUCUCUCUCUCUCUCUCUCUGUCUCUCUCUCUCUCUCUCUGUUCCCUCCCCUCCUCGUACUUUGACGACAGCAGUGCUGUGUUGCUAAGGUGAACUAACCCUGAGACGUGGUGGAUGAUUGUAUUGGUUGUAAUAAUGUUGCGCUCACAAAUGAGAGCUUUGCUUUAGGGUUAUCCAGCAGUCUGGUUUGUUUUUCAGAAAAAGAAGAAAAAAAAAACUAAAAAUGGUGGGGGAAAAAAGGAAAUGAAAAAUACGUCAAUUGUGGUUCUUUUUUUUAUUACGUGUAAUGUAUUGACGUCAUCAGGACAACUAGCUGUACUUAUUUAGUGCAUGGUGGAAUAAUUAAAAAAAAAACAGACAAAACAAGAUUUGAAAAACAGAAAUAAAAAAAUAUAUCUGCUGUUCGGAAAGGGUCCUUUCUCACGUAGAAACCGUGUCAUUUAGCAGAGUUGUAUAUCUUCUAGUAUAUUCUUGUGAACAUGUGACUGAAUGGAGAUGGAGACAUGAAAACUGAAAUUAGAAUUGGCUUUCUGCUUUGAUAUCAUGUAAACAUAUAUUUUUUUUAGAUCAGUGCUCAUGCUGAUUUUGAUUUUGAAUUUGAUUUUGAUUUCUUUUGUCUUUUCUUUUCUUUUUUUACUUCACUGUAUUCCUCUUUCUUAACCGGGGAGGCUAGUUGAAUCGGUUUGUGUACAUUUGCGUAUUUGUUUAAGUUUAAUGUGUUUGCAUCCUAUGCAUUUAUUCAGAGAUUAAUUUAGUGGCUUUCUGAAGCGGCUGUAUUUAAUUGAUUCCUACUCAUUUCAUGUGGUCACAUGUGUGUGUUUUUUAAUGGUUACACAGGGCCCAAGGUUUGGGGUGGGGAGGGUUCCGGGUUGUUUGUUUGUUUGUUUGUAUGUAUGUCUGUUUAUGUCUGGAUGUAUGGUUUGAGGGUGGGUGGGUGUGAAUGCGAGUGUGUGUGUGUGUGCGCAUGUGUGCGUGCAUGUAUGUCCUUUCCAGUCAGGUUAGCGUUUCUCAUCCAAUUCCAUGUCAGUUGGUAGAAUACUUCUUCUGUCCCUCCACUGAUCCACCACUGUAUUCCACAAAAGCACAGAAAGAAGCUCCCCUCUCUAUCUAUCUCUCGCUGUCUCUCGGCUGCUGUAACACAAUAUCUUUAACAGGGAGAAAGGAAAACAACAUCAAAUAAAAAAUAAAAAAAAACAGGUGCAGCGAUGCACUUGGUGCAUGUCUUAGAGGAGGACCGACUGCAGGAUAGAGGGAAGGGGAAGAGGGGGGAGAGGCAGGUGAAGAGAGCCUUGCGCUUGUCAACAGCGACACCUCUCCCACCUCUGCAUGUCUUGCACUCCUUCCUCCGUUUUGCUGUCUUGCAUUCACCCCCCACAGUCUCUUUUGUUUCCAGCCACCCCAUCCCACCAACCCCCAUCUAGCUCCCCUUCACCAACUGCAGAAUGUGCUGUUGCUUACGUCUUAACUGUGCUGCUGCAGACACGCAGCCAAAACAAACAAACAAAAAAAAGCAGACAAAACAAAAAAAAAAUAACAGACCACAAUGAAAGUCAUACUCUGGUGUGUAGACACAACAAAUGAAUGUGUUUUUAUAGGGUUUUUUUUUCUCCUCGGAGAUGCCGUUCAAAUUUGCAUUCUUCAGCUAAGCUCCCCCCACACCCCCCAUCCCACCAUUACACUCAAACCUAUAGGAGCCCUGCCCAUCCAAAUCUCUUAAACACCCAUGCCACCCCCUAGAAAACUACACUCCUUAAGUCAUCUUGUUCUGUUUAGACUACUCCACUCCCAGUCGAGGACAUUAGCAGGAAGCCAUCCUGGUGUAGGUCUGUAGGUAGGGCCCUGUGAUCUAUUUGCAGACCCUCGGAGGCCAAAUGGAAUGGGAGCGAACAACUGCUCUUAAAGGUGUCGGGGGGAGCUGGGGAUGGCGGAGACUGUCCCCUCUCUCUCUCUCUCGCUCCUCCAUUCGGAUUGUUCUGUAGCUAGACACUGGAGAGAUGCUGCAGGUUGGCAGUAGAGUGUUUGAGCGUUUGUGUGUGUGUGUGUGUGUGUGUGUGUGUGUGUGUGUGUCUGUGUGGUUGGUUUGCUGUGUUCCUGAAAGAGGCCUCCUGUGCAGCGGGUUGAUGUGGAAGGCAGCGGAUUGAGAAAGCAGGUGUUUCUCUCUUCUUUAUUUCUUUCUCUCUGUGACUUUCUCUGUGUAUGUGUAAGAAACAAUACAUUUGCUUUGACUGGGGGAAAAAAGCUUUCUACACUGUAUUCCAUAAAUAAAGUUUUGAAUGUACAUACAGAAA
Sardina pilchardus (European sardine) is the source of this 4768-nucleotide messenger RNA. RefSeq names its product amyloid beta (A4) precursor protein a (gene appa). Gene Ontology annotation, biological process: central nervous system development; axonogenesis. Gene Ontology annotation, molecular function: transition metal ion binding; serine-type endopeptidase inhibitor activity; heparin binding. The record is from RefSeq and is a predicted model, not a curated record. NCBI's taxonomy places the organism in Eukaryota, Metazoa, Chordata, Actinopteri, Clupeiformes, Clupeidae. Gene Ontology annotation, cellular component: Golgi apparatus; cell surface; early endosome.